AUUUAGGCUCUCUCUCUCUCUCUCUCUCUCUCUCCUCCCAGUCUAAUGGGUACCUUCUCAAGAACUACCAUAAUUCACACUUUCCUUCUCUAUGCACUCUGCUUCUCAGGUUUUGGAAUAAUAGGUAGAGUUGAAGCAGUAGGUAUCAACUAUGGUCAAGUUGGCAACAAUCUUCUCCCACCAGAGAAAGUCCUUUCCCUCUUAAGCUCCCUUAAGAUCACAAAAGCAAGAAUCUAUGACACAAAUCCACUAGUCCUCACUGCAUUUGCCAAUUCCGGCGUCGAACUCAUCGUCACCGUCGAAAACCAGAUGCUUCAGGUGGUGAUGGAUCCACAACAAGCCCUUCAAUGGGUUACUACCCACAUUAAACCCUACUUCCCUGCAACAAAGAUUACUGGCAUAGCUGUUGGCAAUGAAAUCUUCACAACUGAUGACUCUUCCUUAAUGUCUAGUGUAGUCCCUGCCAUGGUUAGCAUCCAUGGAGCAUUAGUUCAACUAGGUCUAGACUCAUACAUGCAUGUCUCUACAGCUAAUUCUCUAGCAGUUCUUGCCAAUUCCUUCCCGCCGUCUGCCGGAAGCUUCCGGAGUGAUCUUUCCGGCAUCAUGACACAGUUCUUGCAGUUUUUAUGGAACACUAAAGCACCCUUUUGGAUCAAUGCAUACCCUUAUUUUGCUUAUAAGGAUGACCCAUCUAGGAUUCCUUUAGAUUAUGUUCUCUUCAACCCUAACCAAGGAAUGAUUGAUCCUUACACUAAGUUACACUAUGAUAACAUGUUAUAUGCACAAGUUGAUGCAGUGAUUUUUGCUAUUUCAAAAAUGGGUUUUGGAGGAAUGGAAGUUAGAGUUUCAGAAACUGGUUGGCCUUCUAAAGGAGACCCAGCUGAGUUAGCUGCAACUAUAGAAAAUGCAGCAAUUUAUAAUAGGAAUUUAUUGAGAAGACAAAUGGAGAAUGAAGGGACACCUUUGAGACCUCAUCCAAGUCUUGAAGUUUAUGUAUUUGCUUUGUUUAAUGAAGAUAUGAAGCCAGGGCCUACUUCUGAGAGGAAUUAUGGACUCUAUCAACCUGAUGGAACCAUAGCUUAUAAUCUAGGGCUUUCUGCCUUGUCAACUCCUUCCUCAACUCCUGCUUCCAUCUCUCUUACUUCCUCUGCUACUCAGGGAAGAACAAGUGGAUGCAAAAGCUUGGGAUAUUGGAUUUUUGUGUUCUUGUUGACAUUCCAAUUCUUAAUGAGAAGACCACUCUAAGAAAAUGGAGUGGGGUGUAAAUAGACAUUCUUCUUGUAGGACUUUUUUGCCCUUUGAGUUGAAUUCAAGGUACUCUCAAGAAAAAUGUCAUGACCCUCUUUUCA
Molecule: messenger RNA, 1349 nt
Organism: Telopea speciosissima
Lineage: Eukaryota; Viridiplantae; Streptophyta; Magnoliopsida; Proteales; Proteaceae
Product: glucan endo-1,3-beta-glucosidase 11-like
Exons: 3
Coding region: 46-1245 (399 amino acids)
Biological process (GO): carbohydrate metabolic process
Cellular component (GO): plasma membrane
Molecular function (GO): hydrolase activity, hydrolyzing O-glycosyl compounds
Source: RefSeq, a predicted model, not a curated record